AUGGAAGCCCAUUUACACGACGUGCCUGUCCUAAGUACUUUGCAACCGAUGCACAUUCAUCAACAACAACAAAAUAUAAAUCAAAUAAAUAUUCAGCAUCAGCAGCAAGUAGAACCUCUUCCGCCGCCUCCAGAGCACAAGCCAAAAGUAGAUAAAAAGAAAAAAGAGGCUAUAGAUGGACAAGCACGCGAAAUCAUAUUCAAAGUAAUCAAAUUCUUCGAAAGCGAAAAGCAAAAUAGAGGAUAUGCAUUUCCAGUGGAAAAUGUAGUAAAACGCGCCUGUGCAGCAACUGGGCUCUCAGAAAGUACAAUAAAACGAAUAAAAAAGGGAAGGACUGCGCGCUGA
Molecule: messenger RNA, 345 nt
Organism: Pieris macdunnoughi
Lineage: Eukaryota; Metazoa; Arthropoda; Insecta; Lepidoptera; Pieridae
Source: the annotation of a GenBank genome assembly